Chenopodium quinoa (quinoa) is the source of this 2218-nucleotide messenger RNA. RefSeq names its product serine/threonine receptor-like kinase NFP. Gene Ontology annotation, biological process: protein phosphorylation. Lineage: Eukaryota; Viridiplantae; Streptophyta; Magnoliopsida; Caryophyllales; Amaranthaceae. The record is from RefSeq and is a predicted model, not a curated record. The transcript is spliced from 2 exons. The annotation marks the transcript as partial. Gene Ontology annotation, molecular function: ATP binding; protein kinase activity.
CACCUUAAAUCUAAUUCAAAAUCUGAACCAACUACAAAUGGCUACACUUGCACAAUCAACAGCACAACCACCAAUUACCCCUGUCAAACCUAUGUAUUAUACAGAGCUAAAUCCCCUGAUUUCUUAGACCUUGCUUCAAUUGGUGAUAUCUUCAAUGUCAGCAGACUUUCGAUCGCAAAACCCAGUAAUAUUUCAAACCCAUCUUCAUCUCUUCUCCCAAAUCAACCCCUUUUCAUCCCCAUUUCAUGUGGGUGUCACCCUGUUCAAAAUCAAACCCUUAAAUCCCUUUCUUUUGAUAAAAUGUCCUAUACUUUUAAACCAAAUGACAAUUUUUAUAUAGUUUCUACUGGAAUUUUUGGUUAUCUAACUAGUUACAACUCUACUGAAAUUAUUAACCCUGAUGCUAAACCUCUUAAUCUUUCUGUUGGGGUUGAUUAUUAUUUUCCUAUUUUCUGUAAGUGUCCUAAUAAUACCCAGUUGAGGAAUAAUGUUAAUUUCUUGGUUACUUAUGUUUUUCAGCCUGAUGAUGAUUUGGAUAUUAUUGCAUCUUUGUUUGGAGUAACUAGGCAAUCUAUUGCUGAUUUAAAUGGGGAUGAUCCUGAAGUUUAUGAAACGAUUUUCGUUCCGGUUACGAAACUUGUUAAGCUUAAUCAACCCAUUCAGCCGAUUCAACCGGCCCCUGCUCCUCGAGUUCCUACUAAUCAGACUAAUAAUAGUGGCAGUAAUCAAACAAUUGUGGUGAACAGUAAGAGUGAUCAUAAAGGGGUUGUUGUUGGUUUAGGUGUUGGAUUAGGAGUUAGUGUUUUAUUGCUUGUUUUGGUUUCAGGGUUGUUAUUAGUUUAUUGGGAAGUUGACUUGAGGAAAAAGUCAAAGGAGAGAGAUUUUGAGGAAAUUAUUCGGCAGGAGAAUGUAGGUCAUGAGAGGAGGAUUUUGAAGCAAUUAGAACAGAACUUGCUGUUGGCUGAUGUUUCUGAUACUUUGGAUAAGUAUAAGAUUUUCGAAAUCGACGAAUUGAGAAAGGCUACUGAUGGAUUUGAUGAGAGGAAGGUGAUACAUGGUUCUGUUUAUAAAGGUUGCAUUGAUGGGAUUUUUUAUGCUAUGAAGAAGAUGAAGUGGAAUGCUUAUGAAGAGUUAAAGAUCUUGCAAAAGGUGAAUCAUGGAAACUUGGUCCGAUUGGAAGGAUUUUCCAUUUGCCCUGAAGAUGCUACGUGCUACCUAGUUUAUGAGUACAUUGAAAACGGAUCUCUUCAUUUUUGGCUACACGAAAACAAGAGCAAAUUAAACUGGAAAGCUAGACUAAGAAUUUCAAUCGAUAUUGCAAAUGGUCUUCAAUACUUUCAUGAGCAUACUAGACCACAAGUUGUUCACAAAGACAUUAAGAGCAGCAACAUUCUCCUCGACACCAAUAUGAGAGCUAAGAUUGCCAAUUUCGGGUUAGCACGGUCUGGGUGUAACGCUAUUACAAUGCACAUUGUAGGCACCCAAGGAUAUAUUGCACCUGAAUAUUUAACUGAUGGUAUAGUCUCUCCAAAGAUGGAUGUCUUCUCAUUUGGAGUAGUCUUGCUCGAGUUGCUAUCGGGUAGGGAGGCCAUCGACCAGGAGGGAAAAGCACUUUGGGCUAGUGCCCAUGAAACUUGGGACUACACUGAUGAUGAGACCAAAAAGGUGAAGAAGUUGAUGGAGUGGAUAGACAACUUCCUUCAAACGGAAUCUUGCUCAGUUGAGGCCUUGAUUACUAUGAUGGAUGUGGCUGUUGCUUGUGUUAAUAAGGAUCCCUCAAAGCGGCCAAGUAUGGUAGAUGUUGUGUAUGUGUUGUGCAAGAGUGAUGACUCCUUUUAUAAUACUUCGGGAAAUGAAUUUUCUACAUCUUCCUUUACAUCAAGAUAGAACGGAAAAAUAUUUAGGUUGAGAUGCAUGUAGUCCCUGUAGAUGGAUGUUGAACAAAUGAACCGUUGAAGUAUAAAAUUUCCAUACAACAUAUAUAAGUGUAUUUCUCCUCGUAUUAAAAAGAAAAAAAAUUAAGAGAAAUUUAAACAUUUUAUAGAGCUAAAGGAUUUCUCCUCGUAUUCUUAUAUGAUUUUGGGAUAGAAUCUCUUUUGAUCUUAUAAAGUGAUUCUUUCUUGGUGACAACAGGUGCAACUUCGCACUAAUAGUUUGUAAUUUUUGUUCAAUUAUUAUGUCAAACAAAAAUUGUGGCAUGGGUCUGCCUGUUGAAUUU